Messenger RNA from Sarcophilus harrisii (Tasmanian devil), 963 nucleotides. RefSeq names its product gap junction protein beta 7 (gene GJB7). Gene Ontology annotation, cellular component: connexin complex. Bases 1 to 798 code for a protein of 265 amino acids. NCBI's taxonomy places the organism in Eukaryota, Metazoa, Chordata, Mammalia, Dasyuromorphia, Dasyuridae. The record is from RefSeq and is a predicted model, not a curated record. Gene Ontology annotation, biological process: cell communication. The transcript has a single exon.
AUGAGUUGGAUGUUCCUCGGAGACUUCCUAAGUGGAGUAAAUAAAUAUUCAACUGGAAUUGGUCGAAUCUGGCUAACUGUUGUAUUCAUAUUUCGCUUGCUGGUCUACAUGGUAGCUGCAGAACAUGUUUGGAAAGAUGAAGAGAAGGAGUUUCAAUGCAACAUUAGGCAGCCUGGUUGUGAAAAUGUCUGUUUUGACUACUUCUUCCCUAUCUCCCAGGUUAGACUUUGGGCACUGCAGCUGAUCAUGGUCUCUACUCCUUCUCUUCUUGUUGCUUUGCAUGUGGCCUACCGUAAGGCCCGAGAAAAAAGGCACCAAAAAAAAUUUUAUAUUAGUCCAGAUAGUAUGGAUGGGGGCCUGUGGUGCACUUAUGUCAUCAGUCUUGUUUUCAAAACUGGAUUUGAAAUUGGCUUUUUGGUUUUGUUUUACAAGUUGUAUAAUGGAUUUAGAAUACCUCAUCUUGUGAAAUGUGAUGUAAGGCCUUGCCCCAAUAUUGUGGACUGCUUCAUCUCCAAGCCCACUGAGAAGAAAAUCUUCCUUUAUUUCUUGCUAGUCACAUCAUGUCUAUGCAUUGUGUUGAAUAUUGUUGAACUAGGCUAUUUAGUAUUUAAGAGUUUUGUGAAAUGCUAUCUUCAACGAUAUGCUCAAAAUUUUAAAUCCUCAGAUUGUAAAUGUCAUAACUUUGACUAUGUCACAUGCAAUGAGAUUGAUGUCCCUAAUCUGCUCCAGAAACACAAUUCUCACUGUUCCAGAAGCAUUCCUCAAAAACUUGAAAGAAGUAGUUUGCAAGAGAAGUAAAAAAAAAAAAAAAUUGCAGAAUGCUUUCAUAAGCAGGAUUUAAAUUGACAACCCAGAGUAUCUUACAUUAGAUGCUUUUAUUUUGUGACAUGAGAAAAAGGAUAUGUAAAGUAUAUCUUCAAUUGUAAAUAUAGUAAUUGGAUUGCUGUUUUUGUUUAUUCUUAU